CAACAACAACAAGAACAACAAUGGCCGACCACCACGACGACGAUCUUGCCACCAGCAAGACCCAGGGCUUCAAGGUCGGAGAGAAGAAGUCUCUCCAGGAGUACCAGGAGCUCGACAAGGAUGACGAGGCCAUGAACCGCUGGAAGGCUUCCCUGGGCCUGAACACCGGCGACCCCAUCGGCCAGCCCAGCGACCCCAAGUGUGUCAUCAAGUCGCUCGCCCUGGUCUCCCCGGGCCGCGAGAACGUCGUGAUCGAUCUGUCCACCCCUCAGUCUCUCUCGACUCUGAAGGACAAGCCCUUCACUAUUAAGGAGGGUGCCAAGUUCCACAUCAAGGUUGUCUUCCAGGUCAAUCACGAUGUCUUGAGCGGUCUCAAGUACGUGCAGGCUGUCAAGCGCAAGGGUAUCCGUGUGAGCAAGGAUGAGGAGAUGCUGGGCAGCUUCGCCCCCAGCACCACCGACAAGCCUGUGUAUGAGAAGGAAUUCAACGAGGAGGAGGCUCCUUCGGGCAUGCUCGCUCGCGGCCACUACAACGCCGCCUCUCGCUUCGUUGAUGAUGAUGACCACACUCACCUCCAGUUUGAUUGGUCCUUUGACAUCGCCAAGGACUGGUAA
Penicillium cinerascens is the source of this 614-nucleotide messenger RNA. RefSeq names its product rho GDP-dissociation inhibitor. Gene Ontology annotation, molecular function: Rho GDP-dissociation inhibitor activity; protein binding. NCBI's taxonomy places the organism in Eukaryota, Fungi, Ascomycota, Eurotiomycetes, Eurotiales, Aspergillaceae. Bases 21 to 614 code for a protein of 197 amino acids. The record is from RefSeq and is a predicted model, not a curated record. Gene Ontology annotation, biological process: Rho protein signal transduction. The transcript is spliced from 3 exons. Gene Ontology annotation, cellular component: cytoplasm; cytosol; membrane.